UUGGUAAAAAAUAACGGUCAAAAUUCAAAGUUAUUCAUUUUAUAGACUAUAUAAACUGUAAAUUAUUAAAAACAAAUCUUGGAUCUAGAAUAUAGAUCAAUUAAAAUGCCUCCAGAACACAGAGAAGUGGAUUUGGAACUUGAAGAACAGUUUAUUUUAAGGCUUCCUAUAAAUGAAGCUGGAAACAUUAAAAAAAUAUUGAAUACAAAACCCGAGAAGAUAAAACGUAUAUUAAAAAUUGAUCUAGAUGUUGCAAAAUGUAUCGGAACUGUUUAUAUAGGUAAAAAGAAAUUAUCUGCUUAUCUGAGAACAUUUCCCACAAUUAUAGAGUCUUAUAAAACGAAUAUUUUAAAUGACAAAACAAAUACUUAUAAAACCGCAGAUAUUUGUCAUAUAGUCGAAUGUUAUGAGUACCCUUUGGAUUGUUUUAAUAAAGAUUUAUUCCAUGGAUAUACACCUCCAUUAAAAAAUGUAAAAAAACGAAGGUUUAGAAAAACUUUAGUUAAUCCAGAAUUGAUUGAAGAGAAUGAGUCAAUAUCAAAAGAAUUAUAUUUCUUACUAAAAACUGAUGUAGAAGCUGUAUCUACAAAAUAUGAAAUCAUUUAUGAAGAUAGUAAAUAUGGAACAUUCGCAAGUAAUUUUUUUACAGAUAUGCAGUUCUCUUUAAAAACUGUCUGUUUUUGUAAUAUUUCAGAUGAAACUCUUUUUGGUCAAACUACAUCUAGUGAUAGCGACAUUGAAGUUGAUAUAUAACAUUGUAAUCUGUAUAAUUCA
Messenger RNA from Sitophilus oryzae (rice weevil), 774 nucleotides. RefSeq names its product transcription initiation factor TFIID subunit 7-like. Lineage: Eukaryota; Metazoa; Arthropoda; Insecta; Coleoptera; Curculionidae. The coding region runs from base 106 to 753 and encodes 215 amino acids. Gene Ontology annotation, biological process: RNA polymerase II preinitiation complex assembly; transcription initiation at RNA polymerase II promoter. Gene Ontology annotation, molecular function: RNA polymerase II general transcription initiation factor activity. The transcript is spliced from 3 exons. Gene Ontology annotation, cellular component: transcription factor TFIID complex. The record is from RefSeq and is a predicted model, not a curated record.